GCAACACAGACCAACGGCGACACCAUUGUACAAGUGAUAUACUUGCAUCUGUAAUUUCAGAACAGGGCAAACAACAAUAAUCUAUAUCCAGCGCACUUUCUCACCCACUUCGAGCAAAAAUGACUUGGAUCUCCAAGUCUAUCACGACCUUUGGUCUGGUUUUACUGGCACAUGCCUGCUAUUCAGCUCAUGAGCACUCAGCCCUGCACUCGACCGGCGCUCCCUCAGCUGCUGCGACGUCACCGACCGCAGGCCGGGCGUCGCCGGCGACCGCCGCGGCCACCACAUCCCUCCCCAUCGACAUCUCGAUCGAGACGGUGACGGCGCUGCUGAUCAUCUGCCUGGGGCUGGUUCUGGGAACUCCGCACCUGCGGCCGAUACAGUGGCGCGAGUGGGCGGGCAAGAUCGAGCGCGAGGGCGACAAGGAGGGCGACAAGGACUACGUGGGAAACCCGUACCGGUUCCUCGAAUCGAGGCCGGGCUUUGUGAACAUCAGGAAGCAGAGGAAAGACUUUGCGCAGUGGGUCAAGAGCGGGAACGAUGGAGCAAAGGCGUGA
This is a messenger RNA of Pyricularia grisea, 557 nucleotides long. RefSeq lists its product as uncharacterized. Lineage: Eukaryota; Fungi; Ascomycota; Sordariomycetes; Magnaporthales; Pyriculariaceae. Gene Ontology annotation, cellular component: EMC complex. The record is from RefSeq and is a predicted model, not a curated record. The transcript is spliced from 2 exons. Bases 120 to 557 code for a protein of 145 amino acids. Gene Ontology annotation, biological process: protein folding in endoplasmic reticulum.